Messenger RNA from Ambispora gerdemannii, 636 nucleotides. The record is from the annotation of a GenBank genome assembly. Lineage: Eukaryota; Fungi; Glomeromycota; Glomeromycetes; Archaeosporales; Ambisporaceae.
GCGGGAAGUUAUUUCGUAGAUGGAAAGAGCAACGGUAAAACUAAAGCAUCAAGUCCCAACGACGCGAUACUGAACAAUGAUGAAAUAAGACGCGAUGUUAAUUUUUACGCAAUAGACUGUGAGAUGGUCGGAAUCGGUCCAAAUGGUGCAAAAUCGUUGUUGGCUCGUGUGAGCUUGGUUGAUUUCCAUGGCAAUAUUGUAUUCGAUUCGUACGUUAAACCUAAUCAACCGGUCACCGAUUAUCGUACAAAGUUUAGUGGAAUCACAGAGGAUUCUCUAAAAGAUGCUAAGUCUUUUAAUUGGGUGCGACAACAAGUAAAUGAUAUAAUUGACGAUAACAUUGUAAUUGGACAUUCUUUAUAUUUCGAUUUUAAAAUACUAAAAAUAAUGCAUCCACGCGGCCUGACACGUGAUACCUCGCUAUUCAAAGGCUUCAAGACGUCGAUCUCGCAUAACGGCGGCACACCCUCUCUGAAACAACUAGCAAAAGAUCUUCUCGGCAUAACGAUACAAACUAACGAUCACAAUUCUAUCGAAGACGCGCGAGCUGCAAUGAACAUAUACCGAGAGUAUCAAGUUGAGUGGGAGGGUUCGAUAGUCACCAAUGGAAUCGAAUCGGAAUUGUCGGCAUGGUGA